Vavraia culicis subsp. floridensis is the source of this 521-nucleotide messenger RNA. RefSeq lists its product as uncharacterized. The record is from RefSeq and is a predicted model, not a curated record. The transcript has a single exon. Lineage: Eukaryota; Fungi; Microsporidia; Pleistophoridae. The coding region runs from base 1 to 330 and encodes 109 amino acids.
AUGGACGAACACGUGCAAUCGUUUCGUUUACAACACAAGGCGCUUAUAAAACAGUUCUAUAUUACAUCAUCAACGCAAAACUUGGAGAAGUUAUACCAAAAUGCUCUUAAUUCAAAGGAUGAUGAAAUAGUGGAAGAAUUUAUAAAGCUAUGCUGUAUUAGUGUGGAUAGAACGAAGUUUAAAAAUUAUUUAACCAACAUUAUAGAACACUUCGUAUGGCUUGGUUUAAAGUACUACGAUGAAAUGGAUGGAUAUGAUGAAGCUCGAACAAUCAUUGAAAAUGAAGUAAAAAGGCUAAGAAUGAUUAUAAGGACUGACGAUCAAUUGUAAUAUUUAUUGUUUGAUGUGUAUUUUAUAGGCCAUGCGCAAAUAGUGUUUGGCGAUGAGUAGCUACGUAAAAUGUGAUUUCUCAGCGAACAACUCCAUUAUUAAAUCUAAAUGGUGUCUGUGGAGCAAUUACACUACCAUACAGCAAUUGUUGAGCACAAUCUUCAGUAUUUUUGUAUUAUGGCUCAGUGUUG